Molecule: messenger RNA, 4718 nt
Organism: Dryobates pubescens (Downy woodpecker)
Lineage: Eukaryota; Metazoa; Chordata; Aves; Piciformes; Picidae
Gene: PLEKHA6
Product: pleckstrin homology domain containing A6
Exons: 26
Coding region: 328-4176 (1282 amino acids)
Source: RefSeq, a predicted model, not a curated record
UCCCUGUCGCACACCGGCGCUGGCUGCCACACGCCCGGGGCUCGCCAGCCCCCGGCUGCACCGGAGCCCACCGCAGCUCCAGCGCCGCUGCCGCUGCCAAUGCCACCGGCGCAGGGCGCGGGGCACAGCUGGGAUCUUUGGGAGAGGGCAGCAAGAUUCCUUGCCCACCGUCGGCACCCCCUUGCCCACCCCGGGCUGUUGUCGCCCCCAUGGCAUGUGGCAUCGCCUCGUAGCGCGGUGGCUUGGCGGCACGGGGCUGGCCGUGCCCACCGCUGUGCCAUGGUGGGAGCCGGGAGCUGGCGCUGAGCUGGGAGGGCCCUUGGCAUCAUGCUGAAGUUUCGGGCGGACCGACGGGCGAGCCACAAUGAAAGGCGGAACACAUUCCUGCACCCAGUGACCGGACAGGUCCCCGAGGACAGCGCAAGGCUUGACUUGCAAAAAGCCACCUUGGACAUGUCCAGCAAGGCGGGCAGCAAGCGGCCGGCGACCACCAGCAGCGAGCCCUCCAACCGCACCAUGGUGGCAGAGGUGCCCCCGGAGCGCCCCGCAGCCCGGGUGGGUGCCCGCAGCAGCCGCGCAGCAGGGCAGACAGCAGCGGAGAUGGGGCCUCGGGGCGCCCCCCGCCGGGGACUGAGCGGCUCCUCUCCCCCACUGCAGGCUUCGCGCUCCUCCCGCAAGGGCAUCGCCUUCGGGAAGCGCUCCAACUCCAUGAAGAGGAACCCCAGCGCUGCUGUCACCAAGAGUGGGUGGCUCUACAAGCAGGCCAGCUCGGGGGUGAAGCAGUGGAACAAGCGCUGGUUCGUGCUGGUGGAUCGCUGCCUCUUCUACUACAAAGAUGAGAAGGAGGAGAGCAUCCUGGGCAGCAUCCCCCUGCUCAGCUUCCGUGUGGCAGCCGUGCAGCCCUCGGACAACAUCAGCAGGAAGCACACGUUCAAGGUGACAGUGUGCUGGGUGGAGGAGCUGCCAGCGAGUAACCAGCAGUCCCUGUCUCCCCAGGCCGAGCACGCUGGCAUCAGGACCUACUUCUUCAGCGCCGAGAACACGGAGGAGCAGGAGUCCUGGAUCCAAGCCAUGGGCGAAGCUGCCCGGGUCCAGAUCCCCCCCACCCAGAGGCACGAGAAGCCAGACUCGGAGAACAUCCCCCCCAGCAAGCACCACCACCAGCACCACCACUGCAACGCCUCCCACCGCGACCACCCCAAAGCCGACCCCGACGCCAAGACCCGGGGGGAAGGCGACGGCCGCGGCUCGGAGAAGCCCGAGAGGAAAACGGAGAGGACGGAGGGCAAGAAGGAGCCCUUGGCCAAAGCCAACGGCAUCGGCGGGCAGGAGAUGCCCUCGGAGCCCGGCAGCCCUUACCCCGAGGCAGGGCGGGCGGCGGGCAGCGCGGAGCGGCCGCCGCAGCCCAACGGCUGGCCCUGCUCCUCCCCCGGCCGGCCCGGCAGCACCGCCUGCCCCCCGCCCGACGGCGACAGCCUGAGCCAGCGCCGCAGCUGCGCCCCCCGCACCCACCCCGAGAGGCUGGCGCAGCGCAAGAGCUCCAUGAGCCAGCUGCAGCAGUGGGUGAACUCCCGCCGAGGGGCUGUGCCCCACGACGAGCUGCGCAGCCCGACCAGGCUGUACCCCGUGUCUCGCCGGGUGCCCGACUACUACUCCCCCUACUCACCCCAGUACCCUGAGGACUACCAGUACUACCCUCCCGGGGUGCGCCCGGACAGCAUCUGCUCCAUGCCAGCCUUCGAGCGGGUGAGCCCUGCCUGGGCACUGGAGGACAAGCGCCACUCCUUCCGCAACGGGGGCACCUACCAGCUGCGAGACUGGAAGGAGCCCCCCGGCUUUGGCCGGCAGGACGUCCCCCUCUGGCUGCCCGCCCCCGGGAGGCCACCAAGCUACCUGGAGGAGGUGGACGCUGCCUCGGGCUCCCUCCGGCGGCUGUCGCUGCAGCCGCGCUCCCGCUCCGUGCCGCGCUCGCCCAGCCAGGGCUCCUACGGCCGGGCGCGGCUCUACUCCCCGGUGCGCUCGCCCAGCGCCCGCUUCGAGCGCCUGCCGCCCCGGGGCGACGAGAUUUACGCCGACCCCACCGCCUUCAUGAUGAGGAGGUCCAUCAGCUCCCCAAAGUAUGACUACCUGGGGGACAGACGGCCGGUGCCCGUGGGGAUGUACCCCUACCACUACCCAGCAUCUCCCACCGUGCAUGACAAGAUGGAUGAACUUUUAGACCUUCAGUUGCAAAGAAACCUAGAGUAUUUGGACCAGCAGAUGAGUGAGAGCGAAACCCUGAUCAGUAUGGUCAACAGGAUGGUGGAGACCUCCUCCCCUAGGGCUCAGCUCUACAUGCAAGUGACUCCCUUCCCAGAGGCCUACAGGGAGACUCUGCACACCUACAAGAUAAGCGAGCAGGACACUGAUAAGCUGCUGGGGAAGCUCUGUGAGCAGAACAAGGUGCUGCGGGAGCAGGAGAGGCUGGUGCAGCAGCUCCGGGCAGAGAAGGAGAGCCUGGAGAGUGCACUGAUGGGGACACACCAGGAGCUGGAGAUGUUUGGGAGCCAACCUGCAUACCCAGAGAAGCUGCUGCACAAGAAGGAGUCUCUGCAGAACCAGCUGAUCAACAUCCGUGUGGAGCUGUCCCAGGCCAGCACGGCCCUGGCCAACAGCACUGCUGAGUACGAGAGCCUGGAGAGCGAAGUGUCCGCCCUGCACGACGACCUCUGGGAGCAGCUGAACCUGGACAUCCAGAACGAGAUGCUCAACAGGCAGAUCCAGAAGGAGAUCUGGAGGAUCCAGGACGUGAUGGAGGGGCUGAGGAAGAACAACCCCUCCCGUGGCACAGACACUGCCAAGCACAGAGUGGCCAUCGGCCCCUCGGGGACCUUCAGCUCCAACAGCCCUGCCAGCCCCCUGAGCUCAGCCAGCCUCACCAGCCCCCUCAGCCCCUUCUCCCUCGUCUCUGGCUCCCAGGGCUCGCCCACCAAGCCAGGACCUGGUGAGGAACCAGGCCCGCCUCGACCUCCCCUCCCCAAGUCCUACGUCCCCCUGGAGCCUCCUCCGACCGUUCCUCCGCUCCCCGGCGAGAGCCGGCUCUGGCCGUACCCUACCUCCCCCUCCUGGCAGCAAGGCAGCGAGGCGAAGAGGGGACAGCCCAAGCCCAGCUUUGAGCAGAGCAAGAAAGAGGCUCAGCGAGCAGCCCCCCCUGGGCUGGCACUCGAGGGGCUCCCCCAGAGCCAGCAGGAGGCGGAGAAGCAGGCGGCGCUCAACAAGGUGGGCAUCGUGCCCCCCAGGACCAAAUCUCCAGCAGAGGAGGAGGUGGUGCCCGCAGCUGGCGUGCCCAGGAGGGGCACCAAUGGCCUGGCCAACGGGCUGGGCUCUCGGCCCCCUGGCGGCAGGUUGUGGUGCUGGGUGGAUGGGAGCAUGACCAGGGGGCCGGGGUCUCCUCAGGAGAGACCAAAGAGUGCUGUGUUUGCCAACGAGACGAAGGUGAAGAUGAGUGUGGAGGAGCAGCUGGACCGCAUGAAGCGGCACCAGAGCAGCUCCAUGAAGGAGAAGCGACGCAGCCUGCAGCUCCCCAGCAGCCAGCAGCCCGAGACCCCCAGCACCAAGGCACCCACAGCCUACAAGGUGGUGCGCCGGCACCGCAGCAUCCACGAGGUGGACAUCUCUGACCUGGAGGCCGCUCUGCGCUCUGACGACCCCAGCAAGGUGCAGGAGACCCCCCAGGAGGAGAUCGCUCGGCUGCGCAAGAUGGAGCUGGAGCCCCAGCACUACGAGCUGGACAUCAACAAGGAGCUCUCCACGCCAGACAAGGUCCUCAUCCCGGAGCGCUACGUGGAGCUGGAGCCUGACACCCCCCUCAGCCCCGAGGAGAUGAAGGAGAAGCAGAAGAAGGUGGAAAGGAUCAAGACCCUCAUUGCCAAAUCCAGCCUGCAGAACGUCAUCCCCCUGGGUGAGGGGGAGGUGGAUGCCCCCCAGGACCCCGAGAGCCAGCUGCAGGAGCAGGAGAAGAGGAUUGAGAUCUCCUGCGCCCUGGCGGCAGAGGCCUCGCGCCGCGGCCGCAUGCUCUCGGCUCAGUGUGCUACCCCCAGCCCUCCCACCUCCCCAGCCUCCCCGACUCCACCGACCAACCCCCUGGCGUCCGAGCCGCCCCGGGGCGCCGACAGCAGCCACUUUAUGCGUGUCUGAGCCGUGAACUCAAGCCCUGGCUGCUGCUGGUGCCAUCAAGUUCCAUGGGGCCACGUUUUAGGACCCCAACACAACACUGAGCCUCUUGCCAUCGAUUUUUGGUUCUCCUUGGACCCCCUUCCCUGGCACUGGUGGUGAGGCCACGUGGCCUGGCAUCACCAACAGCACCCCGAGGAGAUGUGUGGGUGCUGGGAGGCUGCCUGCUGGAACGAGGUCCCCGAGGAGCCCCCAGGCUGCCAGCCAGGACAGGGACAGCUCCAUGGCGUCCUGGGCAUCAGGAUUUCGUGGAGGGCUGAGCAGGGCCAGCAGCAGCACGGUGCCCACCUCACUGCUGGGGCAGCCCUGGGCAAAUGUAGGACUCCCUGGGCUCCCCAUGCUGAUGUGUUGGUCUCCCAGAGGUCUGUGAAAGGGAUUCUCCUGGCUGGAGAGCAGCCAGUCCCCACCACGGAUGGUGCUUCCACCUGACACUGGACCUGGAUGUGCCAUCUCUGCUCCACGGGCACCUCCUCCCUUCCCUGUGCCCUGAACCUGCUUUUGGCAUC